AUGUUUUUCGCAAAACGUGUUUUCUUAUGUUUUCUCGUAUUUUCAAUUUUAGUACUAAGAAAUGUAGGCAGCUUAAAAUCCAACGAACAUAAAAAUUUAAGCAACCCAGAUGAGCUGAACUCCACUGGUGGAGGAAAGGACGAGACUAACAAAGGCGAAGCAGGAAAAGGGCAAAACGAAAGCCAAACAGAACCCGUUGGUGAUGUACAACCCAUUGAAGGUGUAAAGAAAGGCAUUGGGAAGACAGAAACGCAAAAUGAUGUAGUAAAAGAGACAAAAGAAGAGGAUGAUGAAUAUAAAUACAUCAUGGAAAAAAUCUUAGGAGGGGACAAGGGGGAGAAUCUAAAUGAAAACCAUAUUGUGUCAACAAAUUUAUCAAAUAAGCAAGAACAAAAUGUAGACCUCACGGCAAAUACAAAGAAACUUAAUGAUAUAAUACAGCAGUACUAUAAAAAUGUGUUAGUUCCAAGGAUACAGAAAAAGAGGGAAGAAGAAGAGAAGAAAAAGAAGGAAAAUGAAAAAUCACCACUUAUAACAAGAAUUAAAAAAUUUUUCAAAAAAGAAGACGAAAAAAUAAAAACACCAACUACAAUAAUAGAUUACAUAAGAGAAAAAGAUAAAAAAAUAUUAAAACUUGAAGAGAAAAACACUUCAAUGAACUCAAGGGAAACUAUAUAUAAACGUUUAUUUUGGGCUACUGCUUAUGUGCUUUUUAACAUAGCCCUAGUUCCAUUAAUUGGUUAUCUAUAUGUUUCCAAAACAUGUAAAGAUACUAUCAUGAAAGAAUAUGAAAAUAACAAGGACAGGAGAAUUGUACCAUAUAAUUACGAUUUUGGAGAUGACAGGCCUAAUAUAAAUUUUAUGGGAAUGAAUUUCCAGAACUGUAAGCAUUACUUUGCAGAUAAUGCACGUAAAUCUCCCUUCCUUAUUGGGAUGGUUCAAGGAGAUCCAUACGCAAUCAUAAAGUUGUAA
This is a messenger RNA of Plasmodium gonderi, 972 nucleotides long. RefSeq lists its product as hypothetical. The record is from RefSeq and is a predicted model, not a curated record. The transcript is spliced from 2 exons. Bases 1 to 972 code for a protein of 323 amino acids. NCBI's taxonomy places the organism in Eukaryota, Apicomplexa, Aconoidasida, Haemosporida, Plasmodiidae.